Messenger RNA from Podospora anserina S mat+, 540 nucleotides. RefSeq lists its product as uncharacterized. The record is from RefSeq and is a predicted model, not a curated record. The coding region runs from base 1 to 540 and encodes 179 amino acids. NCBI's taxonomy places the organism in Eukaryota, Fungi, Ascomycota, Sordariomycetes, Sordariales, Podosporaceae. The transcript has 3 exons.
AUGGGCUUCUUCUCCCCCGCCCCGUACCACAUCAUCAGCUAUGGCUUCCUCCUCGGCACAACCUUCUUCCACACCUUCGUAGGCGGCAUCGUCUCCUUCCGCGUCCUCCCCCGCCCCCAGUUCUCCUCCCUCAUGUCCUCCCUCUUCCCAAUCUACUUCACAAUCCAAACCGCCCUCCCCCUCGUCCUAGCAAUCACCUACCCCGCCAGCCAAAACCCCUUCGGCAUCACCGGCGGCAUCACCGGCUUCCUUCACUCCUCCAACCGCUACUCCACCUUCGUCCCCGUCACCGCCACCUUUGUGUCCGCCCUCGCCAACCUCGCCUUCGUCGGUCCUCUCACGACCAAGGUCAUGGAUGAGAGGAAGCUCCAGGAAAAGAAAGACGGCAAAAAAUCCUGGGACUCCCCUCCCCACUCGCAAGAAAUGCAAGCCCUCAACAAGCAAUUCGGCAUCCUCCACGGCGUGUCCAGCUUCCUGAACCUAGGCACCUUUAUCGGAAGCCUUGUUUACGGCGUUACCCUGUCCAAGAGACUCUCUUAA